Messenger RNA from Oncorhynchus mykiss (rainbow trout), 2377 nucleotides. Its product is annotated as Rab7 domain-containing protein. Lineage: Eukaryota; Metazoa; Chordata; Actinopteri; Salmoniformes; Salmonidae. Gene Ontology annotation, biological process: phagosome-lysosome fusion; endosome to lysosome transport. The record is from RefSeq and is a predicted model, not a curated record. Gene Ontology annotation, molecular function: GTP binding; GTPase activity. Gene Ontology annotation, cellular component: lysosome; phagocytic vesicle; late endosome.
UGGGGACACGUCAACCCCUCGUGACUGCCAUAUUGAGCAACAGCGUAACAAAAAGCGGAUGUUCUUAGCUAGGACAAGAUUUUAUCAAGCUAGCUAACGUCAGUUGGUUAGAUUUUUCCACUUUCACUUCUUGAAAAAUAGUAAGUGAUCCCGGAAAAACUGACUUCGAGGGACUUAAGUUGUUAAAAAAAAGAAUUGUCCUGGUGCCGUAACAUCGUCGCUUGACUAUUGAACAGAAGAGUCACAUCCCCAGGGAAGGAUGGCCUCCCGUAAGAAGGUGCUGCUGAAGGUGAUCAUCCUCGGAGACUCUGGGGUAGGGAAGACUUCUCUGAUGAACCAGUAUGUAAAUAAGAAGUUCAGUAACCAGUACAAGGCCACUAUAGGAGCGGACUUCCUCACCAAGGAGGUGAUGGUGGACGACAGGCUGGUCACCAUGCAGAUCUGGGACACGGCGGGGCAGGAGCGUUUCCAGUCUCUGGGCGUGGCGUUCUACCGCGGCGCUGACUGCUGUGUGCUGGUCUACGAUGUCACGGCGCCCAACACCUUCAAGACACUGGACAGCUGGAGGGAUGAGUUCCUGAUCCAGGCCAGCCCCAGAGACCCAGACAACUUCCCCUUUGUGGUGCUAGGCAACAAGAUUGACCUCGAGAACAGACAGGUGACGACAAAACGUGCCCAGGCCUGGUGUGCCAGUAAGAGCAGCAUCCCCUACUUUGAGACCAGCGCCAAGGAGGCCAUCAACGUAGACCAAGCAUUCCAGACCAUUGCCCGCAAUGCCCUUAAACAGGAGUCAGAGGUGGAGACGUAUGACUUCCCAGACCAGAUCAAACUGAGAGACGACCGGCCCGCCGACCCCAGCGACGGCUGCUCCUGCUGAGACCAACCAACGACGGAUGGAUAGAGGGGACCAGGAAGACCAUGGGGUGCAGCUCAACAAUUAUCCUGGUCUCUUACCUCCUCUGCACUGGUGUGAAAGACUGGGACAGGUGAGGCUAAUUCGGAGGCCGUCUCCCACACAGCCUUCCUGUGUUCUCACACCAGUGCAGAUGAAGAUGAGUCGAGGGGAGAUUGAGAUGCACCCCGAGGAGAGAGCCCGGGGACACACCCCCAGUCGAUGCCCCCAGUCCUCUCCCCUCAGUCAGCUACAGAAGACUCCAGAUAAAAAGAGAGGAAAAAAAGGAAACACUUAUUUUUCUUAAGUCCCUGUCUCCAGUGGCGACCUGGCCGACAGGAAGGAGAGAAAGCCCCUGUUGCACAGCAUCACUUUUUAACAAGGUAGAAGAAUCAUUGCUACUAUGGAAAAUACAAUCAUGAUGCUCCUAUUAUAAUGAUUUCUAAUGAUGUUUUCUUGUCUUUUGUUAUGGUUUUAAUUGUUCCUUUCUAUAAUACUGAGGUACAGACUGCUCAUCUGUCUGUUUGUGAUCCAGGUAGACAUUCUCCUUAACUACAGAUCUAGGAUCAGAUUCCUGUUUUCCACAGAACCUAACCUUCACCAUUGGAGGGAUUAGAAGCCUGUGUCAGUGUUAAGGAGAAAUUUGUACCUACUCGACUCGCUCUGUGCCUUUCAUCUCAUGACAAGUAUUACUGUGGCAGAUCUCGUAUGUAUAUGUGUUCUUUUUCUGCAGUUCUUAUGUUGCCAAACUUUGUCAACCCUAGACCUUUUCUUUGACUUGUUUCUCGUUGAGCCAGUUCUCUUCAAUUAUUUAGUGUUUUAAAUCGUUGUGUAGAGAGUGAUAAGCUAACCAGAUGCAUUGAAAGUCAAUCUGCAAUUAGAAUACAAAGGUGUGCACCGAAAUUCGGUCAACCCAACAGCAACCCUCGGCAGUAUCAGUUCUGCGUUUAGGUUCUGUUCUCCUUUUUAUCUUGUAUUAAGUUCUGUACAUUUCUUGUUUUUGUUGCCUUAUCCAUACUACACACGACUAUGUCCCUGUACAUUGGCUGUAAAUUCUUGAGUCCAAAGUCAAACCUAACCUAAAGGCCCCUAAUAAAUCUAAACAUAUCUGAUUUGUGUAAGCAGUAUAGUACUACAAUAGUUUCUGCCAUAUUAUUUUACACCACUUGUCAGGUCUGGGCGGCUCUCCCUCGAAGUGUCUAGGGAAAGAAAUAGGGUCUAAGUGUUGAUUUGGGAUGUCCUCUGCCCUAACAGUAGUCCCAGGCCAGACUUUCAUUCCACUGUUAUCUUAAAUCUGCCGAUCUACACCAACUAGUGUCGCUCUAUAUUCAUGUAACAGAAAUGAACAUGUUCUUAAACCAAUUAACAAAAAUCCUUAGUCCUAUGUGAUUUUUAUUUUAGCACAACUCCUACUUCAACUGUCAUCUUUUGUUGAAUAUGCUCUUUCUCCACUGUAAACAAAUAAAUGUUUACUUUAUGGAAAUA